Molecule: messenger RNA, 1509 nt
Organism: Pyricularia oryzae 70-15
Lineage: Eukaryota; Fungi; Ascomycota; Sordariomycetes; Magnaporthales; Pyriculariaceae
Exons: 2
Coding region: 135-1283 (382 amino acids)
Molecular function (GO): 1-alkyl-2-acetylglycerophosphocholine esterase activity
Source: RefSeq, a predicted model, not a curated record
AGCGAGACGACACCAUCCUAUCCAUCCAGCGAUGAACGGAAACGAACUCCCCGAUACUGAGGCCGGCAACACGACUGACUCUGCUUCCUCCCGUCACAUUCUUCCAAUAUACCUCCUGUCCAACACUCUCAGCCAUGCGCUUCACCGUCCUCGCUGGCCUGCUUCUGGGGAUUGCCCAAGCUGUCGUGGUCCCCAGUCACUCCGGACCUUUUUCGGUCACGAUGCAAGUCAAGGCUCUGACAGACCAGAGUCGAACAGACCCUUUUAACAAGACCGUCAAGCGGCAGGUACUUCUGUCCGUCUUCUCCCCAAUCCCAGAUGGUACCAAAUGCUCCAACGAAAUUAUCGCCUACAUGCCAUCUGUCACAGCAGCCUCAUAUGGGACGCUUGCCCAGUCGGCAGGAUUGCCGGCAGACAUCUUUUCCUCUUUCCAGCUGGAGCUCUGCAAGCUGCCCAAUGUUCACAAUAGGAACUGCCAAGAGGCUGGAAGGACGACUCGGUUCCCUCUCGUGUUGUUUUCUCCUGGUAUGGCAGAAUCCCGUCUUCUGUACAGCGUCACCGCCAAAUCGAUUGCUGCCCAGGGCUAUUUUGUCGUAACAAUCGAUCAUCCGUACGAAGCUGAAGUCGUCGAGUUUCCCGACGGUUCUGUGGUUAGAAGGAACGGGACCAUGACCGGCCUUGAGGAGCAGCUCGCCGAGAUCCGAGCACUAGACAUGUCAUUCGUCCUCUCCCAACUCCGCCAACUUUCCUCCUCAGGCGACCCCCUCUUCCGCAGCCUCCCCACCAAAAUCAACUUUGACCACGUCAUCGCCAUGGGCCACUCCCUCGGCGGCGCAGCAGCAGCCCAGGUCCUAGCCCUCAACGAACACAUGCUCGGCGGAAUCAACCUGGACGGUCGUCUCUUCAACCCUGUGCUCGAAUCCGGAACGAAGCAGCCCUUCAUGCUGCUUGGUCGCGAGAAGCAUGCCGACGAGGACGAGACCUGGAAUUCUUUUUGGGAAACGCUACCUGGGCCCAAAGCGAUGGUGGGUGUUGCUGGGACGACGCACGCUUCUUUUACGGACAUCCCGGCUCUGAUUCAGUCGCUUGGUCUCCCCGCAGACGUCCAGUCUCAGGUGGAACGGCUGCUGGGGACCACCGGGGGAAGGAGGAUGCAAGAGAUAAUGGCUGGCGUCUGUGCUUCGUUCUUCACAUCGGUCUUCACGGGCAAGUAUCGUCCACUCCUGGACGCAGUGCAGGAAUUUUCAGAGGUUGUUGUUAGGAAAAGCAGAUUUCAGGGCUGAGUAAGCCCGGCUAGAUCUAUUGCAGAUCUUUGGUUGAUGUACUACUGGUGCUGGCAACGGCUGGCCUGUCGAUCGGAGCUGCUCACAAGUCAAAGGUUGGAAUAGGACUGGAGAUCGCACUUGGGUUGUUGUUGAUGCACGCUGACAAACAAGACACGUGCGAUUCUGAUGCCUAACUUCCCAGGCAUCCACGGAUCGCACGCACCCCCUUUUCUCGUGUUUGGGC